AUGAUAAUUGAGAUGAAACCUGUGACAAAUAAAAAAGGCGAACUUCAGAAACAGAACAAACUAACUAAGGAAAUUCUUGAUGAUCUUAGCUGGUUUGUAUUUAUAAUUAUUAUUAUACCAACAGUUUUUUUUUAAUUUGAAUUAACACCACACUAAUACCUAUGUUCUUUAAUUUUUAGUCGAUUUAUUAUAAAUGUUCCUGAAGAAGAACGACAAAAUUUGAUUCGGAUAUGUUUUCAAAUAGAACUGGCCCAUUGGUUUUACAUCGAUUUUUAUUGUGAUGAACAUAAUUUAAAACCAUAUGGAAUUAACCAAUUUGCUUUGCGUAUGUUUAGGGUAAUUAUUAUUUUUUCUUAAUUAUCAUAUUCUUAUGUAAUAAUAAUAAUAAUUUGAUUGUUAUUUUAUUUAAAAGAAUUUUAUGUUUAUAAUUCAAAAUAAAUUUGUUUUUAUGAACAUUAGGUACCUAUUACAAUAAAUACAAAUACAAAUGAAUAGGGUUUUUAAUAAAUUAUUAAAUAAUUUAUUGUUAAGUAUUCUAAUUUACUUUUACAUUAUUCUAGCAGAUUUAAAAAAAAACCAUUUUAACUAUUUUUCUCUAUAGUUCAAAGCGAUUUUUAUCCUAUAAAAGCAUAUAAUAUUAUGUUGAAUAUUAACUGUUGAGUAUUAUUCAUGUAAAUUAUGUAUUUUUUUUUUGACAUGAAAUCUCCUUUACUAAGCACCUCUUUAUUUCCAUUUUUUUUUCUUGAAAAGGAGUGUUUUAAUAUGAUUUUUUUUAAAGGUGUUGUAAAAAAUUGUUUGGUUCAAAAGAUUUAGCAAUUUGAAGUGUGUUGGUUUUACGGUGUUUCUUAAAUAGGUAUUUUCACACAACUACUCUGCAUUUGACUAUGGUGCAAUGGAUAAUGCAAUAUGCAUAGGAACUGAGAUGUAGAGUCUAAUACCUACAAAUCAAAGUUUGUCACAUCAUAAAGAAAAAAACAAAUGUAUUUUAGAUGUAUCUAGAGACCCAACAGUCAUUUAAUUACUUUGCUUACUCAAACUAAUAAAAUAUACCUUGGUUUUUUGUGCAAAAUCACAUCAAGUAGAUAACCUAAAAAUAAACUUUAAAAAACAAAAAAUUAAUUUGAGAAAUUUAAAUGUUAACAGCAUAUAUAUACCAAAAUGGAGUUUAAUCUAACAAAAAAAAUGUGCAAACGUGUAUUUGGACAUUUAGGUACAGAUAGGUAUUGAACACGAUACUAUAGAUUCUACAUGAGACGUAUUAUUCAUUGCCCCACAGUUCGUUUUAUGAAAAUAGUUAUUGAAAAGAAAACAUGUUUUUACCAACUUCAAUGAUACUGUAUACCUUUUUUUUUUUUUAAUACACUAAAUUAAAAUUAUUUAUAAAUUUUGUGAAUUAUACAAAAUUAAAUAAUACCUAUAUAUUAUAUACUUUUUUAAUGAAUGUACAUAUCUAAUAAUAUUUAACUUGUCUAUGUAUGUAUGUAUGUACUAGUAAAUUUGUUUUAUCUUUUUUUAUAAAGUCAUUAAUUAAAAUUAAAUAAAAUAAAAAUAAACUUACUAGUACAAACAUAUAUAGAUACCUAUUAUAUUUAUAUUAAAAUGUACUUUUUAAUUCUCCAGUAAAAUAUUAAAUAUAGUGAUUAUUUGUAUGUCUGGCAUUAAACUAUUUAUUUUCACAACCUGCCCUCCGAUUGGUCCUAAUAUCAAUAGGAUGGAAUUUAUUAUAUUUUAUUACUGAUUUCAGAAUAAUAUAAUUUCUCACAUUGUUUAAUGGUUAAAGAAUUUGCCAUUAAUUUAAAAAAUAUUAAGAAAUCAAUGUAAUAAAUAAAAAAUAAUAGCUAGUUAAUAAAUUAAUACAAUAGUAAAAAUGUAAAUACACUGUUUGGAUUUUAAAUUAGGGAUUAUGCUAACAUAAAUAAAGUGGGGUCAGUCUACACAUUGAUUACAACAAAUAGAUUUAUUUGCAGCAUCUUUAGUAUAAUACAGAACAAAUUUAAGUAGGUGUAUAAUUUCCAUUUGAAUAACUUACUGAAUAGCAAGCUGAAUUUAUUUAGUUAAAUAACACAUUCAUAAAAUGCUAUUGUCUUAUGUUUAUCUUCAUUUGAAAUUCUUUUCAUGUAAAAAUUUAUAUUUUUACACAGCAGAUUUAGCAAUAGAAUAAUCUAUAAACCUACAUUGUAUCUCAUAUUGCCUAGGGACAACUUAACUCCACAAUUGUUAUUUUAAAUUUUAAUUAAAUUGCAGAAAAAGUAUCCCAGAUAAAAUUAGAAUUAUAAUAUUUGAAAUUUACCAGCCAAAAUAUCAAUAUUUUAUCAAGAAAUAGGUAAUAAAAUAAAUUGAUAGAUAUUAAGGACUAUUUUUGACUUAAAAAUAGUUUAACUAAACUGGGAUUUCAAGCAUUUUAAAAUUAAAAUAACUCAAAUUUACUGUACUGUUAAAUAAUUUAUCAAUAAUUCAACUAAUCAGAGAAUAGGCAAUAACAACUGCUAAUAUUAAAUCUGUAACAAAAACAAUAUAACUGAUAUACCCAAUCAUACAAAAUUAGAUGUAUGAGAUUUGAAGAUAAUAUGUUGAGUAUUAAGCAACUGUUUGAAUGUAUUAAUACAUCAAAUUUCACAUUAAAUUAUUUUAUGAUAUUUAUUAAAUGAUUAACUAUAAUCUAUCCAUGGGAGAAUGGUAGCAUGUCAACCAAAAUCUGUCACAACCAUGCAUCCCCAUGCCAUGUCAUGUCUGGUCAUAUGGAGGAGAAAACAACGGUUUGGUAAACUGUAAAUUGAUCAGAGCUCAGUAUGUAUGUACAUAAACAGCUUUUUCUCUCAUGGGACGGACAGACUAUCGCUACUAUAAUAUUUAAUCUAAUGAACUUAUUCAAUAAAAUAUGAUAAUAAGUAAUAAAAAAGUUAAAUUAGGUACGCAACAAAUUUUUAACUAUAAUAACUUAAUAAAUGUCUGAAUACCUAUAUUAAUAAAACAAACAGUACUUGGUUAUACCAAUUUAAUAACUUUAAGAAAAAUAAAUCUGGAAACCUUAUAAAGUAAUACAUUUAUAUAAUGAAUGAAUCAACUGUAUGAAAACUUAUUACUAUUUUUUGAAUGAUAAUUGAAAAAAUGAAAUAUUGGCUUGAGCUAAGCUAUCUUAUUUAUGAAAACAAAUAAUAAUCAAAUGUAUUUGGUUUGUAGUUAGUACCAAAUACAUACAAUUGUUAUUUAAACAUAUAAAUGUAUAUUGUAAUAAUGGUUAAAAAGUAAUUUUGAAGAGUAAUCUAGUUAAUAUUUAAUUAUCAACAAGUGAGUCUAAAAUAAAACUUAUCAAUGUUUGUUUGCAGCACAUACCAUUUUUGAGAAGUCGAGAAUCACAGGUUUUGGAUGUGCUUAAAGAAUGGCGUGAUUAUAAAAGAUCAGUACCAACAUAUGGUGCUAUUUUAUUGAAUAAAGAUAUGACACAAGUUUUAUUGGUCCAAAGUUAUUGGACCAAAACAUCUUGGGGAUUCCCAAAAGGAAAAGUCAAUCAAGAUGAGGAUCCAUUGCAUUGUGCAGUUAGAGAAGUAAAAAAUACUUUUGCAUAUUAUAAAAAUUUUAUAUUUAGUUAAUCUAUAGAUUUAUAGAUUAUAUAUUUUAUUAUUUAACUUAUAUUGUUAUUUGUACAACUGAAUAGGUUUAUGAAGAAAUUGGCUUUGAUAUAAGUAGCAUCAUUAAUAAAGAUGAUUACAUUGAAACAGUGUUAAAUGAUCAGAUCAACAGACUGUACAUUGUACCAGGAAUUAGUAUGGAAACAAAAUUUUCUCCCCAAACUAGAAAUGAGAUAAGAUCAAUUGAGUGGUUUGCAUUAGAUAAACUGCCGUCUAAUAGAAAAGAUCAUAUUGCUGCUAAGAGUCAAAAUCAGAAACAUUCCUUUUAUAUGGUGUUGCCUUUCAUCAGGUAAAAAUUAUAUAUAUAUAUGUGUGUAUAUAUGUAUACUUCUGAAAAUAUUAGUUUAUUUUAAUCACAGAUAUAUAACAACUAGAUGGCUGACUGCUAUGAUAAUAAUAAUUAUUAGCGGAAAUAAAAUUCCAAUUACAGUUUUAUACAAUGAAAAUGUAUAGCUAUAACAUAUGUAUAAUAAAUUACAAUAAUUCACAAAUCAAAAAAAAAGUAAUUAAGAAAGAAAGUAUAGUUUAUACAUAUAAAAUUAUGUCUCCAACAAAAUGGCCACCAAUCAUUAUUUAAGAAGUGAAUGUUUACAAAUUAUGAUACAAACUGAUAUGAUAAGUGAUCAUAUAAAAUACUAUUUAGAACUUUACUGUACAGUGUACAAUGUAUGUAAUAUUUAAAUAUUAUGACAUCAUUCUUUAUUGAUACUAUAAAACAUAAACAUUCAUCUUUGAAAUAAGGAUGGUGGCCAUUUUGUUGACAACAAUAAUACCAAAAUUGUUUACUAGUUGUUUUAUAUACUUGUGAUUUUAAUAGUGAAUUACUUAAUCAAUAUAACAUACAAAUUCUGACUAAUUACUAUUAAUAUUUUUUCUCUCAAUAGACAAUUAAAAGGCUGGGUGUCUAAAAGAAAGAUAAAAGGAAAACAAAAUGGCAAGUCUACUAGACAGCUUUCAAAGAAUUCUAGACUGUCUUCUAAGAAUUCUAAAUUGUUGUCCACUGUAAAUUCAAAAUUAUCUUCAUCCAAAAAUCUCAUACAGAAUUCUGAAAACCUUAAAUCACUGCCCAAAAGUCAUAAAUCAAUGCCUGUGAACCCUUCACCCAAAUCUAUAGAUUUAAUUGAUCCUGCUAUUAUUUUUACACCAGAACAAAAGAAAGAUAACUCAAUUACUUUAGUAAGUAGUUUUAAAAUCAAUUAUUUUACAAAUAGCAAUUUAUUAAGUACUUAUAUUGUCUGUAGACGUAUCAGACGCAAGAAUUUUUUGCUAUGUUUCCUGAACGUUACAGUUCACCAAAGACUUCAGUCACAACAUCCCAUCAUAGUACCUCCCCAUCACAGCAACCUGCCCUGCAAUCAUCAUCAGUUGAACCAAAUGCUAUUUCGGUUAGUGUGUACUUAUAUUGAAUUUUUACAUUAAAAAUAACCUAUUUGAAUUUAUUAAAAUUAGGAAGCCAAACUUAAAGAAUUCUUUGCUAUGUUCCCUCAAUGUUUGGAAGUCUCCAAAAUGCCAGGUGCGCAAAAGGAUACUGUACCCACUGUUAAGGCUACUGAAAAUAAAAGCAAAAUCAAGAAAACAAGCCCCUGGCCAGAAUUCAAAUUCAACACAGCAGAAAUAUUGAAAUAUUUUUAA
Molecule: messenger RNA, 5261 nt
Organism: Cinara cedri
Lineage: Eukaryota; Metazoa; Arthropoda; Insecta; Hemiptera; Aphididae
Source: the annotation of a GenBank genome assembly